GGAGAAGAGCGGUUACCGUUGGCUGUGGCUGUUUCUGGAUCCGCAGCCUCUGGAGCCGCGAUGGCUCAGCCAGACCGGUGGUCUUCGCGUUUGGUCGAGAUGAAAGCAGUAGAUGAUUUGCUGAGAUGUGGGAUUUGUUUUGAUUAUUUCAACAUUGCCAUGAUCAUUCCUCAGUGUUCACAUAACUACUGUUCUCUUUGUAUAAGAAAAUUCUUGUCCUAUAAAACACAGUGUCCGACCUGUUGUGUGACAGUCACAGAGCCUGACCUGAAAAAUAACCGGAUAUUAGAUGAACUGGUAAAAAGUUUUAGUUCAGCACGGAAUCAUCUGUCGCAGUUCACCCUGGAUUCACCACCAAUAUCUCCUCUGCCCUCCUGCACAAAGAAUAUUUCUGGCAAAAUCCAAGUUCCUAAAGUGCACGUGGGUUCUUCCUUAAGACAAGAAAACAGAAUGAUGGAUUCUUACUUGGUAAAAGAAAUUCAUUCUUCCAUAAAAACACCAGAGAAGCCAAAGAGAGUCAAAGAAGGGAAAAUCAAUCCUAUAGGAAAAAAGCAAAACAGUUCUACAGAGAUAAAAGGGGCAUCAAGUGAAGCAAGGGAGGCUCAAAGGUCCACUUCUGUUAAUGGCCCUGAGAAACCAUCUACAUCUGCUUUUAAGGAAGUUACAAAAGUGGAAUGUCCCGUUUGCAGUGUGAGCAUCCCUGAGACCUAUAUAAAUAAGCACUUAGAUAGCUGCUUGUCACGGGAAGACAAGAAGGAAAGCCUUAGAAGUUCUGUUAAUAAAAGGAAGACAAUGCCUAAAAUUGUUUACAACUUACUCUCUGACCGGGAAUUAAGGAAAAAGCUCAAGGAACAUGGACUCUCUAGUCAAGGGAACAAGCAGCAGCUUAUUAGACGCCAUCAAGAAUUUGUGCACAUGUACAAUGCCCAGUGUGACUCUUUACAUCCCAAGUCAGUUGCUGAAAUAGUUAAAGAAAUCGAAAAUAUGGAGAAGGCUCGAGUACAUCUUGAAUCAAAUAAACUGAAUGAAAAUGUCAUGGUAUUUACAAAGAACCAGACAGAAAAAGAAAUAGAUGAUAUUCACAGUAAAUAUCGUAAAGAACAUCAGAAUGAAUUUAAACUUCUUGUGGAUGAAGUAAAAAACCGGUAUAAGAAAACUGGCUUUCCACUGAUCAAAGAAAUAAAGCAGGAGGUAGAUGAAUCCAUGGAAGAGUUAUUGCCUAUAACCAUGGGAGGAGAGGAUAGUAAACCAAUACUCACAGAUCUAAGCUCAGCUACAUUCCAGCUAGCCCAAUCAAAGGAAGAAUCCCAGGUGGAGAUGGAACAAGAUGUAAUAGAUGAUUCUUCUAAUUUAUCUGAAGUUCAGGGAACUCCCGUGUUCACUACAUCAGAUUCAGAAAGCAGCUCCAGCUCAGACAUCAUAAGAGACCUCAUAGAGGAAAAGGAGUUAUUGGAGACAAGAAGCAGAAAUAAAAGCAAGAAGAUGACCACUAGAAAAGCAUGUCGUUCAAGAAUGCCAGAAAACAAGUGUAGCAGUAGAAGAAGUAAGCGUAUCAAAAAUUAGACUCCUGCCAGCUUUUCUGAGUACAGGGAUUAAAGUAUGAUACAUUUUGUCAUCCUGAGCAUUUAAUAUUCUUUGUCCUGUCUGUCCAUGUGGAAAGUUAAAAUUCUCAAACUGAUUGUUUAAUGUUGCUGAUGGUAAGUUACAUUUAGGUUGACUUUUGUUUAACACAGCCUUGCACAAACCAAAUGAGUCUUAAACCCCACUCAUUUGACCCUCCAUUCCUUCUCCCAUCACUAAAUACCUUCAUAUGCAGCCAACCAUACCCCUUCUCCUUGGAGGUGGAGCACUAUUGGCAGACUCAUGAGUUUGUGUUUCUUCCUCAUAAAAUAUCCCUUCUGGGUCAGUUAUUCCCCCAGCCCGAGGACUUCUGCUUCUUUCCCACACCAAUGUGACUAGAAGUAGGAAAACUAGGUUGUGGGAGAAGAUAGUAGGGAAUGUCUUUGGAAAGUAGGGUACAGGCACUCAGGUGAGCAUUUAUUAAUGUGUCUGACUUAGACACAUAUAGUGUCUAAAUUACAGUGGUUUUUGCUUAUUAAAUCCUAGUAGAUAUAAUUUAGCUCAUUUAUAAAUGAGCAUCCAGUUCAUUGAUAGCCUGUUACUUUUGCAUAAAGAACUAAUUAAUAUUUUCAUUUUAAAAGUCAGCAAUGUUUUAAAAUAAUUAUAAAAUGUAUUACAAGUCUUGAAAAGGCACUUAAAGAUUUAAAUGACUCCAUUGAUUAAUACUUGUUGCUUUUAAUUUCUAAACCACAUUCCUGAUAGUUUGUAUUCUGACAAUUAAAAUUUAUCAGUAAAUGGAUGAAAUACUUCAUAUGACAUUCUAAAUAUGCCUUUAUUUAAAGUAAAAUUGAAUAUAUUAUAUAUUGGCACAACAGAUGUUUCCCCAACAAGCACUCAAAGAAAUUCCUUUUAAAAAUACAUACCCAGAGACAAUAGUUUGAUUAUAAGUUGUUGAUAGAAAGGAGAGAGCUGUGCCCUUUAACUUUUCAGUAAGGUGCUAAUCGUUGGAUAUUAUGUUUGACCAUAGUUUUUUUGCCUUUCUAUGUUGACUCAGUUUACAUUGUUAUAGUCAUUGUGUAUAAAAUAUGCCAUUAAAUUAUCUUGGGCUAGGAGGAAGUCUUACCAGCCUCCAGAAUGUCUGCUGGUGUCUGAUAAAUGCUUGUUGAAAUAAUAUCUGGUGUCCCUUCCCCCAGAUUUCUCAGUGCCAUUAUUUGUACUCCCAAGCCCCCACAUCUCUACCUCUCCACUUAGCAUAUCAGGAGUUCAUUAAAGGACAAGAGCAAGCACUAGCCAUAUGACGACAACACAUUUCUAAAUGUGCCAGUGACAACAUUAAUUUCUGCCUAUUUCCAAAGUCUGCCUCCAUUGACCUUUACCCUUUAUUAUAUGUUUGGGAACUGAAGUGGAGUCUUAGAAUGUCUGAGGGUUGAGUAAUUUCCUAAUCAAAAUGACAUUUUGUCUUUUUUAUGACUACCCUCUAUCAUAUAGUUACAUAAGAAUGUCUCAUUUUGCUAAGUAUGAUGUGGUAAUUUAAAGGAACUUGAAGUAGAACUCUUGAACUUCAGAACAAAAUUUUACAGGAGGCAAAUGUGAACAAUUUUAACAAAAUAGUGCUUAACACAGAAGGAUUUUUUAAUAUCCAUGCUACAACUCAUGCUAAAAUGAGGCAUAGUAUUAUGAAACAGUCUUUUGUGAAUUGUUUUCCAAACUCAACAUAUCAUUUCUUUUUUCUCUAUGACUUUAUGUAUAUUAUCUCCUGUGUCUGGAAGAUACCCCCUCCUCACCUCCAACUUGUAAAGUCCAUAGCUUUCUUUAAAUUGAGGUACCCCUUAAUUUUCAGCCUUCCUUUCCUGACCCCUCUUCCCACCCCAAAUUGUGAACACUCUCUCCCUUCUGAAGUUACUUUGUAUUUACUUCUCUGUAUAAAUGUUGUAUCCCUGAAAACAAUGUCAAUUUGAAGUUAGGGACUGCUUUGUUUUUGUCUCUGUAUUCUCAGCACUCAGUGCGU
Molecule: messenger RNA, 3568 nt
Organism: Dromiciops gliroides (monito del monte)
Lineage: Eukaryota; Metazoa; Chordata; Mammalia; Microbiotheria; Microbiotheriidae
Gene: RAD18
Product: RAD18 E3 ubiquitin protein ligase
Exons: 13
Coding region: 61-1563 (500 amino acids)
Biological process (GO): protein monoubiquitination; DNA damage tolerance
Cellular component (GO): Rad6-Rad18 complex; nucleus
Molecular function (GO): ubiquitin protein ligase activity; single-stranded DNA binding
Source: RefSeq, a predicted model, not a curated record